AUGCAUCCGCUCGUGGGGGCGCUGCUGGUGGGGGCCGGGGAGCGGUGGUGGUGGCCGUGCUGGGGCCCGGCGGCGCGCCACGCCGCGGCGUGGGCCGGCGCGCUGGCGCUGGCCGUGUCGGUGGCGUCGUUCGCGCCGGAGGCCGCGUUCGUGUGGGCGCUGGCCAGCGGCGGGUGCGCGGCCGGGUCGGUGCGCGUGCCGCUCGACGGCGGCGGCGACCACGUCUGCGUGCCGGCGAGGAUGGCCGGCCGGACCUGCGCCGACAUCAUCGUGCCGCCGGUGUUCGCGGCGCUCUCCGUCGGCGCCUCCGCGUGCUUCGUCCGGACGAUCGCCAUCGGCCGCCGCCACGGCUACUAG
Triticum turgidum subsp. durum (durum wheat) is the source of this 357-nucleotide messenger RNA. The record is from the annotation of a GenBank genome assembly. NCBI's taxonomy places the organism in Eukaryota, Viridiplantae, Streptophyta, Magnoliopsida, Poales, Poaceae.